This is a messenger RNA of Capsaspora owczarzaki ATCC 30864, 1529 nucleotides long. Its product is annotated as serine/threonine-protein phosphatase 2A activator 2. NCBI's taxonomy places the organism in Eukaryota, Filasterea, Ministeriida, Capsasporidae. Gene Ontology annotation, molecular function: protein tyrosine phosphatase activator activity; peptidyl-prolyl cis-trans isomerase activity. Gene Ontology annotation, biological process: mitotic spindle organization. The transcript is spliced from 6 exons. The record is from RefSeq and is a predicted model, not a curated record. Gene Ontology annotation, cellular component: protein phosphatase type 2A complex; cytoplasm; nucleus. Bases 11 to 1402 code for a protein of 463 amino acids.
UCUCAAUGCCAUGAACUACCCGACAGAGGCCGAGAUUGAAGCCUCGCGCAAUCGCAUUGAGCAGCAGCGCAGCGCACCGACAAGGCCACUGCGACCACCGCCGCCGCCCCUGCCCCGCAUUGACAUUCUGCAGCACAAUCGCCUCCACGACGAGCAGCAGCAGCGGCAGGAAGAGAGCGGGUGGAGCGAGGCUGGGUUUCGAGCACCGCGCCGUGCCAUUGGGUCCCAAAGCGACCUCGACCACUUCCUCUCGUGCUGGCCCGAGACCAGCCCUGGCGAGCCCGAUGCUGCGUCAGACCACCAUCGCCAUGACACUCCUGCAAACCCAUCGACGCUCGGCGGUGGCGCGUACGGCCAGCUCGUUGGCUUUGUAACACGGCUCGCGCAGUCCGUCCAGGGCGUCAAGCUCACUGCGCCCUGCCACGAGUCCCAGGUCGCAAAAGGACUGCUGGAAUUGCUCGAGACGGUGCACGGAUGGGUGGCAGAGAUACCGCCUGCAACAGACCACUCGUCGAGGUUUGGCAACCCGGCGUUCCGGCAGUGGAUGGAUCGACUGGCAGAGCGCGGGGACGCGCUGCUGAACACGCUGAUCUUGGUGCAUCUGCCUGCGGAGAUUGACGAGCCUGCGCGCCAAGCAGUCGUGUCUGAGAUUCGCGAGUACCUGCUCAGCUGCUGGGGCGAUCGUCAGCGCAUCGACUAUGGCACUGGCCACGAAACGCACUUUAUUGCCUUCCUAUUGUGCCUUGAACGGAUUGGACUCGUCACUUCGGAAGACUAUCAAGCGCUUGUUCUUCGAGUAUUCAACCAAUACAUCAAGGUCAUGCGCGCCUUGCAACUCGCGUACUGGCUUGAACCCGCUGGCUCGCAUGGCGUCUGGGGCUUGGAUGACUAUCACUUCUUGCCGUUCUUGUUUGGCUCCUCCCAGCUGAUUGAGCAUCGCCACAUUAAGCCAAAGUCCAUCCUCUACGCCGAAACGUGCGACGCGUUUGCCAAAGAGUACAUGUACCUCGCGUGCAUCAAGUUUGUGAAUGAGGUCAAAACGGAAACGCUCGCGUGGCAUUCCCCAAUGCUGUACGACAUCUCUUCCGUCAAGACGUGGGCCAAAGUGCACGAGGGCAUGCUCAAAAUGUAUCGAAAGGAGGUGUUGGGCAAGCUCCCCAUCAUGCAGCACUUCCGGUUUGGCUCCCUCAUCUACUUUAACGCGUUCGAUUUCAUCGAGUUUGGAGACGAGCACGCGGACGAGUGUCACGACGAUGCACACGGUCACGGCCACAGCCACAGUCACGGACAAGACGUGCAACCCGUCUUCCACGAGCAUGCGACUUGCUGCAUUAGCCACUUGCCAUCCGCUAUUGCGGCCAAGGCGCAUUCUACUGGCCUGCGAUCCAUUCCGUUUGAUUGAGUUUGGCUGCAAUUUUUUGUUUCUGCUUCCCGCUCCGUUUCGCUUUGUGUUUAAUAUCCCGAGAAUGUACAUACUGUAUACUCUGUACUCUGUAAAUUCACCAUACUGUAUAAUAUUAUAAAAAAUU